AUGAUUAAACAACAGCAACCACAACAACUUAAGGCGCAAAGCGCCCAGGUCCUUCAGACCAUUACAUACGCCAUAUAUGCAUAUAAUUCAAAGACGGCAGAACAAACGCAAAGGUUGAAAUAUGGAGAUUUGGAGAUAGUAUUGAAAAAUGACCAUUUCGAAUUCGUUUGCAAAGGUGGUGCAGUGAUAUCAAAUAUAAAAGAAAUUUUAUUUAUGAAUUCUAAAAUUAAAGGUAUAACAGAUGAUAUAACAUCAAUUCCACCAGAAGAACAGAGAUAUUACGCAUUAAAUGCAUUUCCUAAAGUUUUGAAGAUUGGAAGAUUUAAUUUAAAUGAGGAAUUCAUAAAAGGUUUCCUAAAUGACAUAAUGAAGAAGGUGGAUAAGGAAUAUGUGGAUAGUGAGUUAAAUAAGAAGGCAGAUAAGGAAUAUGUUAACGAUGAGUUAGAGAAGAAGGCAGAUAAGGAUUGUGUGGCUAGUGCGUUAGAGAAGAAAGCAGAUAAGGAAUAUGUUGAUGAAAAAGAUAAUGAAAUUAUAGAAAGGGUUGAAUGGUAUCAUGAAUGGACAUCGAAGAUUUUAAAAACUAAAGCUGAUACAGGAUGGGUUUCAGGAUGUUUAGACCUUAAAGCGGAUAAGGAAUAUGUUAACGAUGAGUUAAAUAAGAAAGCAAAUAAGACUCAUACACAUACAAGUUUUACAACUGUUGCUAUAGAAAGUAUUGAAGGAACGGUUGAAGAAACUGGUGGGGAUGCAUUAUAUUGUAAACCUCCUAACUUUCCACAAGGUUUAACAUCGGAUGACGACAUAACGACGAUGAGAAACAUUAGAUGUAAAGAUGUUUAUGUCAUGAAGGAUGAACAUAAUAUUAAAUUCACUGCUCAAGAUUUAUAUGACAAGAAAGCAGACAAAACAGAGCUUCAAACAUUAAAGACAGAAAUACUUCAAACAUUAUAUCCUAUAGGCUCUAUUUAUACGUCAAUGAACUCUACCAGACCAGAAACAGUUCUGGGUUUUGGAACUUGGACUCAAAUAGUCGACAGGUUUUUGUAUUGUGCAAACUCUUCAAAGGAAACAGGUGGAAGUAAAACGAUUUCAGGUGAAAAUUUACCUGCACAUAGUCACUACAUAGAUUUAAGUACAUCUCAAGCAGGUUGGCAUAAGCAUAGAUAUUGGGAUUGGUCAGCAAUGACAAAAGGUAAAGGAUAUGAUGUUAAAGACAACGUUAAGUUUGCUAUAAAUUGUUACUGGAGUAACACUGAGGGAGGAGGAAACCAUACACAUCGCGUUUCAGGAUAUACGCAAACAACGGGACAAAGUAAAGAAUACAUGCCACCUUACAUGACAGUUUACGCAUGGUAUAGAGUUCAAUGA
Messenger RNA from Trichomonas vaginalis G3, 1368 nucleotides. RefSeq names its product phage tail repeat-like family. The record is from RefSeq and is a predicted model, not a curated record. Bases 1 to 1368 code for a protein of 455 amino acids. Lineage: Eukaryota; Parabasalia; Trichomonadida; Trichomonadidae. The transcript has a single exon.